AUGCUUCUUAAGCAGUAUGCAUCCAGUCCUUUAGAAGUUUCUGAGCCGAAAUAUGCCCGAAUUUCCCAACAGAGCGUAGACAUGGAUGCCGAGACUACCCAGAACUGCCAGCAACAAGCCAAUCCUCCCGAAAACGCUGAACACCAGACCACCACUCCCACAUCCCCCACAACCGAGAUUAUUCCAUUGGAAGACCAGAAUGCCGACACUGAACCCCUCUUCCAUUUCUACAGCUGUUGCAAGCUGUCCUUUCUAAUAAAGAUGGCUCUGCUGCAAAACGUCAAGGCUCUCGGCUACGGCAUGUCCGAGGAGGACGUAAAGCGGGAAGAGGAAGCUAUGGAGGUUGCUCGAGCCAAGGCUUUGGAAACGUGGGAGCAGAUCCGUGACAGGGGCUUUUCCUACGAUGUGAACGGCGCCGAGUACUUGAGGUCGUGCACGCUGCACUAG
This is a messenger RNA of Diaporthe citri, 447 nucleotides long. RefSeq lists its product as uncharacterized. The transcript has 2 exons. Bases 1 to 447 code for a protein of 148 amino acids. The record is from RefSeq and is a predicted model, not a curated record. NCBI's taxonomy places the organism in Eukaryota, Fungi, Ascomycota, Sordariomycetes, Diaporthales, Diaporthaceae.